AUGGCGCUGCAGGGCCCAACUGGAGGCCCUGACCCGGUGGAACAGUUCAUUGAUCCGGAUCUAAAGCAGUUCAUUGAUCCGGAUCUAAAGCAGUUCAUUGAUCCGGAUCUGAAGCAGUUCAUUGAUCCGGAUCUGAUUGAAGAUACUUGUUUUCGUGUCUUUGUCCCCCUGUUUGGUCUAACAUGUCCGUCCUCCCCCACCGUCCCAGAGCCUGUGAUCAAGGUUCCCCCUCGGAACCAGGUGAACCGUUCUGGCAGCAGUCUAGUGUUCCUCUGUGAGGUCUUUGCCUUCCCCAUGGCUCUGGUAGAGUGGAGGAAGGAUGGACGGGACGUCGUCCUACCAGGAGACGACCCUCACAUCUCUGUCCAGUCCAGGGGUGGUCCUCUGAGGUUUGAGCUGUCCAGCUGGCUGCAGAUCGAAGGGGCGGAGCCAGGUGACUCAGGGACCUACCGAUGCACAGCAAGGAACAAUCUGGGAUCUGUUUCUGCGUCCGCUGUACUGGGAGUACUGGGGGAAGAUGAGCUGUCCUCGUACUUGUCCCGCAGUGCGUCUGAGAUGAAGCAGUUGAUGGACGACUAUGACCAAGACUACCUCUGACUGGUGUGACAUCACUUCCUGCUAGCUGACGUGGUGAAAGCAGGAUGUUGGGCUUUUAUUUUGGUGGGGCAGCUGUAUCUGUUCAAUGUGUUGCAGUUUUUCAGUCAGCUGCUCCUCAUAGGAUGAACUUCCCUGAUGAAGCUCAGUUUAUUUUAUUUUUUUAAUAAAAGCCCAAACUGAUGGAGGCGGAGUUUGCUGAUCUGGUUAUUAGAUGGAAACGCCUCCUGGGUGAUUUCUGGAAGGUGCCGCCUUCAUCCAGGUAAAUCCACUGGGUUCCAGUUCCCAUCAGGAUGCAGAGAAUGUUCCUGCCAUGCCUCAGUUUGGGGUUUGUCAGACGAAUAAGAUGGAUGAUCUGAUGAUGAACCAGCUGACUGUCAGAAACGAGCUUCUGUAAUAAGGUACAAUAAUAAACUACAGAUGAUACUGAAGGAAUCUCUGGCUUCAUGUUUAUGGAUCAGGAUCUGAGACACAUCAGAUCCUGAUUCUUUUCCCUCCGACGGUUGAAAUCCAGCAGGAUUGACUGUGACGCUCCAUCUGCAUUAGAUUCAGACAGCAGGAAGCUAAAGUUCUCCUCUGAGGCCAGCAGCAGGGAUGAAAUCCUCCCCGUCUGUCUGGGAGGAAGCUGGAGCAGCAUGUGGGGAAUCCAUUAAACUCUGGGGGCCAAGGGCCGCGCACAUCCAGCUUCUUCACUGGGAUGAAAUGGGAGAAAC
Cyprinodon variegatus (sheepshead minnow) is the source of this 1307-nucleotide messenger RNA. RefSeq names its product kazal-type serine protease inhibitor domain-containing protein 1-like. Gene Ontology annotation, molecular function: insulin-like growth factor binding. NCBI's taxonomy places the organism in Eukaryota, Metazoa, Chordata, Actinopteri, Cyprinodontiformes, Cyprinodontidae. Gene Ontology annotation, cellular component: extracellular region. The record is from RefSeq and is a predicted model, not a curated record. The transcript has 5 exons. Gene Ontology annotation, biological process: regulation of signal transduction; regulation of cell growth. The coding region runs from base 1 to 597 and encodes 198 amino acids.